Messenger RNA from Parasteatoda tepidariorum (common house spider), 831 nucleotides. RefSeq lists its product as uncharacterized. The record is from RefSeq and is a predicted model, not a curated record. Lineage: Eukaryota; Metazoa; Arthropoda; Arachnida; Araneae; Theridiidae.
GCGAAACGAAACAGCUGCUUCAAACUUAUCAGAUUACAAUGAAUUUCAAAAUAAAAUAGUUUUUUAUUGUUAGAUACAUUAGUGGAUAAUUUGUCGGUACUGCUCUUCGUUUAACAAAUAACGAGUUGAACAUGUUGGCGAUACUUUUGUUGAUGGCAACUGUGUUUGCAACCAGUCAAGCAUACUCAGUCAGACAGGCAAAUGCUUACAUUGACUUUAUUCUACGAGAACCAUUCAUCAAAGAAGCCCAAUACAGUAGAAUUGAUCCUUACAAGGUGCCUGACAUCCACGUUAGCCUAAUCAGCAGAAGAAUCACAGACAAUGAGGCCAAACUUACAAAGGGAUCUAUAUUAAAUCUAUCACGAGUUCGAAGAUCUGGAGAUUGCUCAGUACCCCUCUGGCAGUCAGCUAAUGUCACUUUUAAUUGCGUUCUUCAAUUUCCGGGAUUAGCAGUUAAUUAUACUGCCAAUGUGACUUACGACAGUAUGCAAUUGAUUUUCUAUCCAAAAGCUGACGUGAGAGAUACAGAAGUUUCCAUACAAAUAACCACUACUAAAGAAGAAAACAUUCCUAAUUUAAAGCUAUUUUUCGUUACUGAUGUUGGUCACAUGAAAGUUACAACAAAAAUGAUCACAAUUGGAGAUAUAUCAAAUGUCAUAACCCCACCUAUUCGAGACGCAAUCUUAGAACAAGCUACAACAAAUAUGCAUAAAGCUUUAAAUGGACGAUUUAAAGAUGCUCUUGCAUUUAGUAUCUACAAAACACCUGUUCCGUUUGUUGGAGAUUUUUCUCAAAUUGUAAACAGUAAAUAAUAAAAAAUAAACGAAGUUA